UAUAUAACUGACAUGGUUUAAAAAGAACCAUUCACCUGCUGGCCAUCUCUCCAGAUCUGAAGCCUGAGAAAAUGACCUGAAGUUGUAGCAGGAGAGACUGAGAAUUGUGGUGUGUGUGCCCGUGCUAGGAUUCACAGAGGGACAGUCAGCAGUUGCCGGAAGUUGUAGGCACGAGUCGUGUCCUCCAGGCUGCUCCAGGACUGCCUUCGUCCAGCUGGGCCAUCUUCUCUGGACUGUCUACAUGGGAGGCCUUCCAAAGCCGCAGUGGGGAAGGAGGCCCUGUAGACAAGAGGCUGGCAGUGGAGGGUGGAGGCCAUGGUCCCUUUGUGGGAGAACAGCUGGGAAGAGGGCGUCUGCCCCAUCUGCCAGGAGCACCGAAAGGAGGCCGUGAGCACGGACUGUGGGCACCUCUUCUGCCGAGUGUGUCUGGCCCAGUACGUGGAGAAGGCCUCCGCCUCUGGGGGCUUCUGCUGUCCCCUCUGCCGGAAGCCCUGUUCCGAGGAGGUUCUGGGGGCAGGCUACAUCUGCCACAGCCACCAGAAGAAGGUGUGCUGGUUCUGUGAGGAGAGCAGACUUCUUCUGUGUAUGGAAUGCCUGGUGUCCCCUGAGCACAGGUCUCAUCGUGAGCUGGCCAUUAAAGAUGCCAUCAGCCACUACAAGAAGCGACUCACCUGCAGGAAGAGGAAGCUCAAAAAGUACAUCAGGGAACUUCGGCAGCUCAGGGCUCAGGAGGAAGAGAGGCUUCAGGCUUUGCAGUUUCUGGUAGACUGUGGACCUGAAUGGGGGAGCCAGCAGCAAACUGAGAGGCAGCUGGAUGACAUCCCCCAGCAGUGGCCAGACCAGCUGGAGGGCACGCCAGCAGAGAUGUCCAGAAGCCUUGACAUCUCCAGGACAAUCACACAGCUCCACAGCCUGGUUUCUGAUCUGGAGAGGAUGGCCAGGGAGCUGGAUGCCAGCAUGCUGAAGGUGCAUACCCCAAGGCACGCCCCAAAGACAGCCAGCGACUUAUUGACCAGGAGUGCUCCACAAAAAUUAGAAGCUAUUUAUCCCAAAUUAGAGAAAAAAGUCAACGAAUCCCUUCUUCAAGCAUCCUCAGCAACUCCGACCUGUUCAUCCCUCAUCUCAGACUCACCUCAUUCUCCUCGCUCUCCGGCCGCCAACCUGUCCGGCCGCGCAUUAAGUCCCCCUGCUGCAGCUUCAGGCCUGCCAUCUCCUGAACACUUUCCUCAGCCCCAUAGCCAUGACCUGGUGCCUGAGUCCCUGACACCGGAACAAUCAUCACAGCCUCCUUCCUGAACCAGCUUCAUGCCUGUGGCUCCCACUGCAGAGAUCAGGAUGCAAGAUUCCACUCUGCCUGUGAAUUGACAGAAGCCCAUCUCUCCCAAUAUCAAAAUAGGAGUAUCCUGGCACCUAGGUGGCAUGUGCUCACCAAUGGUGAGCCACCUCUGCAUAUGGAACUGGCAGGUCCGUUGGAAAGAAUAUUCCUUCUGAGUGUCUGUACCACUCACCUGGCACUGAUUAUUUUGUGGUGGACAGACACUAAGGUGACCCCCAUGACCCGCCCCUUUUGGUACUCAUGUCCUUGUGUGAUCCCUUCUCCUUGGGUACAAGCAGGAUCUGUGAUUUGCUUCUAAUGAAUGGAAUAUGGAAAGGUGACGGGAUGUCACUUCCAUGAUUAGGUUAUGUUAUAUGGCUAAAGGAAUGGGUUGUCACUUCAGUGACUCACUCUUGAGUCUGUCCUUGUGGGAUUGAUCAGGUGAGUGGCCCUGUGGUGAGCAGGCAGCCUCUAGGAGCUGAGAGUAGCUCCCAGCCUUUAGCCAACAAAAAGCAGGGCCCUUAAUCUUGCAGCUGUAAGAAAACAAAUUCUGCCAACAGCCUAAGUGAAUUUGGGAGUGGGUUUUUCCCCAGUUGAGCCUCCAGAUGAGAACCCAGCCCAGCUGACACCUUCAUCACAGCCUAGUGAGACCCUAAGCAGAGAAUCCGAAUUUAUGACCCACAGAAAUUGUGAGGUCAUAAAUGUCACAGAAACGGUGAUACAAUAAAUGUGUGUUGUUUUAAGACACUAAGUUUGUGGUAAUUUUUACAGAGCAAUAGAUAACUAAUAUAUUUAUGUAUUAACUAUUUGUGCAUCACUUCUUUGGGUGAGUAAGGACAGUACCCUGUCUUCGUGUCCCCAGUGUCUAAGACAGUGCCUGGCUCAUAGCUGGUGCCCAGUGAAAUUUAUUAAGUAGAUGCAUGAAUGAAUGAAUGGAAAGUAUAAGGGCCAUUUCUUGAUGCUCCAUGUUUAACAAAGGGAGACUUUAACCAGAAUGUAUUGAACCCUUGCUGAAUUAGUCAAUACUACAGUAGGCACUGAAGGAUGUAAAGAAUAAAGCGUGGCCACAAGGAAGUGCUGCGUUGUGGUGUAAAAAGUGAAAUUUUGACUUAAAUUCAGUCUCAGUCCUGACAGCUAAUACCUCUGUAACCCUGGGCCAGUUACUUAGCCUCCCUCUCUGAACCUCAGUACCACACCUCUAAAGUGAAGGUAAUGGUCUCUGUAGCCUGGGGUUGUUGUCAGAAUUAAAUGUUAUUACAUAUGCUGUAGUACUUAACAUGUUGUCAACAUUCAAAUAUGGUAAUUCUAUCUUCUUCUACUUCUCCAUCCAGAAGCUUACAAUCUAGCUGUGGAGCCAGGACAAACACAUAUGGAAUAAUACGAAACUGUGUGUCUGGUUAAAUUAAGUGUCACUGUUGCUAAGUGCUGUGGGGAUUCAGAAGAGAGACACUAGUGAGGAUGAGAAAUUCAGGGUCGGCUUUGUGGGGGAGGUGGGAGUGGACAGCAGGGGGGUACGAUGAGAGCACCCAGUUCAGGACAGCUCCACGAAUGAAAGCAUGGAGGUAGGAACAAGCCAUGCAUGUUUGCGGGACCAUGAGGAGACUGACUGGUUAAUCUGGAAUAGUCAGGAAUGGGGAAGAGCAAAAUUGAAGCAGGGCGUUAGACAAGUGACAUCAAGACCUAGGCAGCCAUCAAAGGUUUUUGAGUCAGAAGUGAAGGGAAUAAGUGGUGUUUAAGGAAGACCAGUCUGGGCUCCUGUGCCAGGUGGAUUGGGGGGCUGUGGAGAGGGGGAAGGAGAAAGAUCCUGGUGUAGAUGUUCAGAAAAACAAAGGGUGUAGUUACCAGGCAAGAAGCUGGAAACAUGAGACCCCGAAUCUCAGAACAAGGUGAUAGCCAAGGAAAACACAUCCACGGAGGGGACAGCUAACAGUCCUGCAUCCUAGCUGGGGUUGACCUCACACAGAUAAUUUGUGCCAAAGUAUCUUGCCAGGAGUGGGAGGAGACUGGCAGGCUACAAGGCUCUCCCUCACCAGAGAGCCAGUUAUCCUGCGGUGCCUGCCAACCCCUCUGCCCUCUUCUGCUGUGACUGCACAUUGGGCUAGUGUGGGUAUCUGCCCAGCAGGUAGCUGGCUAAUCCAGCCUAUGAGCUUGCCUGCCCGGAAAGGACUUAUCAAAGAGGGACCAUGAUAAUGAAGUGAACAUCAGCUUCUCUCGGAAAUUCAGAAUGGAUCCAUGGUGCACACACCAGGAGUGGGCAGGAAGGGCAGCCACAGAUGGAAUGAGAGCAGCACGCGUGGCCAUGUGCCGGAGAAGCGUCCAUGACCUAGGUUGUGGGUGGUCACAGGGUAAUCCAGCCUCUGAGCUCCUGUGGACCUCAAGUCCCCUUUCUACCAGUUCUUGGACAUACAGAGGCAGUGCUGGUCAUGAGCACAGACUUGGGAACCAAACUGUCUGAAUUCCAAUGUGCUUUACUGUCUGAUGUGUGAUAUGCACUGUCGCUGUGCCGCGUACGAUCUGCGGACGACCUGGGACCCAUUAGCCGACUUCCGCGUCUCAGCUCUGUCAGUAUGACGUGGGGGUAUCACCUCAGAGUUGUCGGCAGGAUUAAGUUAGUUAAUGUGUAAUCAAUUUAUUGCAAUGACUGGCCCAAGUGAGCUCUAUAUGUGUUUGUUAUUAGUAGUACUAGUAUUUUAAAAUCUCCACGAGGCCUGGCUAAUGGUGGAAAAUUCCAUU
Molecule: messenger RNA, 4048 nt
Organism: Rhinolophus ferrumequinum (greater horseshoe bat)
Lineage: Eukaryota; Metazoa; Chordata; Mammalia; Chiroptera; Rhinolophidae
Gene: TRIM40
Product: tripartite motif containing 40
Exons: 6
Coding region: 316-1296 (326 amino acids)
Molecular function (GO): zinc ion binding
Source: RefSeq, a predicted model, not a curated record